This is a messenger RNA of Oncorhynchus mykiss (rainbow trout), 2776 nucleotides long. The record is from RefSeq and is a predicted model, not a curated record. Lineage: Eukaryota; Metazoa; Chordata; Actinopteri; Salmoniformes; Salmonidae.
UAAAGGUUAGUCGAAGUAAUUUGUACAUGUAGGUAUGGGUAAAGUGACUAUGCAUAGAUAAUCAAAUGGCCACCCCCGCUGUUUAUUUUGGAACUAGACAUGGCGCUCCGGUACUGCUUGCCUUGCGGUAGCAGAGAGAACAGUCUAUGACUUGGGUGACUGGAGUCUUUGACAACUUUUGGGGCCUUCCUCUGACACGCCUAGUAUAUAGUUCCUGGAUGGCAGGAAGCUUGGCCCGAGUGAUGUACUGGGCCAUACGCAUUACCCUCUGUAGUGCCUUACAUUCGGAUGCUGAGCAGUUUCCAUAGCAGGUGGUGAUGCAACCGGUCAGGAUGCUCUCGAUGGUGCAGCUGUAUAACUUUUUGAGGAUCUAGACACCCAUGCCAAAUCUUUUCAGUCUCUUGGUGGGGAAAAGGUGUUGCCGUGCCCUCUUCACGACUGUCUUAGUGUGUUUGGAACAUGAAAGUUUGUUGGUAAGGUGGAGACCAAGGAACUUGAAACUCUCAACCCGCUCCAAUACAGCCCUGUUGAUGUGAAUGGGGUCGUGUUCGGCCCUCCUUUUCCUGUAGUCCACGAUCAUCUCAUUUGUCUUGCUCACGUUGAGGGAGAGGUUGUUGUGCUGGCACCACACUGCCAGGUCUCUGACCUCCUCCCUAUAGGCUGUCUAAUCGUUGUCGGUCAUCAAGCCAACCACUGUUGUGUCAUCAGAAAACUUAAUGAUGGUGUUGGAGUUGUACUUGGGCACGCAGUCAUGGGUGAAUAGGGAGUACUGGAGGGGACUAGGGACACACCCCUGAGGGGCCCCCGUGUUGAGGAUCAGCAUGGCAGAUGUAUUGUUGAAUUUUUUUAUUACCUUUUUAAUUGGGUAUGAAUACAACCAGACGUCACGUUGUUAUCUUAUUUAAAAAAACACCACUUCAAAAAGUAGGCUACCUGCGUAUGUUCAUCCACUAAAAAGAGCAAUCACACCAUUUGAUGAACCAAAAAGUGAAAUGACAUUUGGCGAUUCAUGCGUGUUGCUGACAAAAAUAUGUUUUUUUGUAGAAAGAAACGUUGGGACACCUGAAAAGGGGCUGAAAUACAGAACUGUCAGCCGCGAGCUGCCCGGAGACAUCAAUGAGAUGACCUGGGAACUCAAAAUCAGACCAAAUUCACUAGACGACUAAGGACCUUAUUCCAACUGUGUGCAGCAACACUUCAUUCAAACGCUACUUCACCGAGAAGGGCAAUCUCAUUGCUGAGCCAAUGUAGAAACUGCACCUUCAGGAUUGCAUGACUUCUUUCCUUGCCUGGAUUUCAGCACACAGUCAGAUCUACCAGGACAGAGUAUGCCAUCUGCAUCUUUCCACAGAAUUCUACGACCAUUUCUACUUGGCACCUUUCUACUGGGCUGUUUUGUGACUCUGGUUUUGAUGUACUUCAAACCGUCAACUAGCUGGCUAUCAGGUCCUGUAGAGUCAACCGCAUCCACUAUCCAAGUUAAAAAUCUCUUCUCUACCAAGGGUGACAAAAACCUUACCACUGUACUCGUCUGGCUCUGGCCCUUUGGACAGACCUAUGACCUGGGUGUCUGCAGCUCUCUGUUCAACAUCGAGGGCUGUUUCAUCACAGCAGAUCGGAACCUAUAUAAUAAGUCAGAUGGGGUCGUCAUACAUCACAGGGAUAUCUGUACUGAUCUCUCCAACCUGCCCCCCCUUCAGCGUCCCUCCUUCCAAAAGUGGAUAUGGAUGAACCUAGAGUCACCAUCCCACUCCUCUCAGCUGCCCGGUAUUGAAAACUUGUUCAAUUUAACUUUGAACUAUCGUCAGGAUGCUGAUAUCGAAGUGCCUUAUGGGUCGAUUGUGACGGCCCAAGGGGACGAGGAUUUCGUGCCACCGAGCAAAAGCAAGUUGAUCUGCUGGAUUGUCAGCAACUGGAACCAGGAUCACGUGCGAGUGAAGUACUACAAUGAGCUCUAUAAACAUAUUGAGGUUCACGCUUAUGGACAAGCCUUUGGAGAGUACAUUGCAGAUCAAGAAUACUUUCCUACCAUCGCCAGUUGUAAAUUCUACUUGGCGUUUGAGAACUCAAUUCACAAAGACUACAUCACAGAGAAACUGUAUAACCCACUCUCUGUAGGGACGGUGCCUGUGGUUUUAGGUCCCCCAAGACAGAACUACGAGAACUUUGUCCAGGGGGAAGCCUUUAUCCAUGUGGAUGACUUCACCUCACCCAAGGAGCUGGCUGAUUAUCUCCUGCUCUUGGACAGGAAUGAGGAAAUGUAUCUCAGAUACUUUGAGUGGCGACGGCACUUUAAAGUGAAAAAGGCAUACUUCUGGGCCGAACACACAUGCCUCGCUUGUGAUCAUCUCAAAAGGCACAAGGAGUACAAGGCAUUCAAUAACCUUGAUAAAUGGUUUUGGGGUGGAAUGCCUUGAAGGGCCAUGAAAUUGUUGUUUUGCAGUUGGAGGCAUUGCUUUAAAAUAUAUUCAGUCAUGAUGUAUUUGACAUUGUCAAUGACAAUGUUCCAACAUGUUUUUCUCACUGGUUAUAGGGGCCCAAAUAAGCCAUUCUCUUUUUUUAUUUUGAUGCCAGACAGAUUUGCUCAGCCUUAAUUUGUCUCUUGCAUUUCAAUUCAAUCAUGAUUUAUGUUGUCAUUUGCAAUGCAUUUAAUAUUUGUUUCAUAAAAUCUCACUUUUAUACAUGACCAAAAGUAUGUGGACACCUGCUCGUCGAACAUCUCAUUCCAAAAUCAUGGGCAUUAAUAUGGAGUUGGAUCCCCUUUUCUGCUAUAAUA